ACUAUUAAAGCGCUUAAUCACAGAAAAAUUAGAAAACACAAUCAUUUGAUGUAUAAGAGAAAAAAAACCUAAGAAAAAUAUGCCCAAUACAAAGGGAAUUGGUUCAACAAAAUAAAAGUCGGUAAUCGGUAUGGAAAGGGCUUCCGAUGCGUUAAAAGACACAAUUAGUCUUUUCUUAGUGAAUGUGACUCCUUGUUUAGCGUAUCGGAAUCCCGACAUUGAGGUUGCUGUCAUAAAAGCCACCAGCCACGAUAACUCCCACAUCGAUUACCAAAGCGCUCAACGCAUAUUUGCAUGGAUUCGUGUUUCAGGUCAUUAUGUCCAUCCAGUCAUGUCAGCCCUUUCUACAAGGAUGGAAAGGACCCACAACUGGACGGUGGCAUUAAAAGGCCUCAUGCUUUUGCAUGGGAUCACCAGUUGCAAAGUCUCCACGGUUCAAAAGAUUGGCAAAUUACCAUUCGAUCUCUCGAAUUUCAAAGACCGAAACCCUAAUUUGUAUCACUACGAGGCGUUCAUUCGAGCUUACUACAGAUAUCUCGAUAUAAAAACGUCUUUUAUGCAACGACAUUCACGGGAAGAGAAAAAAGGAAGUAUCCGAGACGGAAUCAAACAGAAGACGAAACAAGUGUCUAUGAUGCAAGAUCUUGUAUGGUUACAAGAUCUCCAAGAUUUGCUGGAUAUGUUACUUGAGAUCAAACCACAAUCAGAGAAGAUGAUGAAUGUGUUGGUUCUUGAAGCAAUGGAUUGCAUUAUGAUCGAGAUAUUCGAUAUUUAUAGUCGGAUUUGCAAGGGCAUCGCGGAGGUUCUCAUGAGGGCAUAUUCCAUCGGAAAACCUAAAGCGCAAAUGGCAUUCUCGAUUCUUCAGAAAUCAGCCGUUCAAGCCGAGAAUCUAUCGCAGUACAUCGAUUUUUGCAAAGAGUUCGGGGUUGACAAAGCAUCGGAAUGCCCCAAAAUCGCGCACAUCAAUGAACACGAUAUUCGCGCACUUGAGCAGGUACUAAACAGGAAAUAAAGUCAACGAAAACCGAUUCCUUGCGGCUUGACGUACCCAAAAAUGCUUUGAUAAACCGUCGAAUGUGACACACAUGUUUGAUUUGUUUGAUCUCGAUGUUAAACGUGAACCGAUUGCUAAAUCUUCAUGUUCUUAUGUUAUAAGAUACCAACAACGCCAUACCGAUCGCUUUUACAUCUAACAAAUUAGCUAAACUGCAACAAUAUAGCACAAUAAGAUCAAAAUUGAAAAGUAACAAAUGAUUGAGAUCAAGAAUGUCAUCUGGAAACCUACAAAUCUUAAAAAAAAAAAAAAAAAAAAAAAAAAAAAAA
Helianthus annuus (common sunflower) is the source of this 1323-nucleotide messenger RNA. RefSeq names its product putative clathrin assembly protein At1g25240. The transcript has a single exon. The coding region runs from base 131 to 1012 and encodes 293 amino acids. The record is from RefSeq and is a predicted model, not a curated record. Gene Ontology annotation, cellular component: clathrin-coated vesicle; clathrin-coated pit. Lineage: Eukaryota; Viridiplantae; Streptophyta; Magnoliopsida; Asterales; Asteraceae. Gene Ontology annotation, molecular function: phosphatidylinositol-4,5-bisphosphate binding; 1-phosphatidylinositol binding; clathrin heavy chain binding. Gene Ontology annotation, biological process: vesicle budding from membrane; clathrin coat assembly; clathrin-dependent endocytosis.